CACGCAUUGGUAAACAUUUGAUUUCAUCUGGAGCCUAAUACACGUCCUCCCACCCCAGCACGUGAUCAUGGACCGGAAGUACAUCCCCACCGAGCACCUGACCCAGCACAGCGCCAUAGACGGGCACACCAUCACCAGCAACCAGGCCCAGCUACUGGAGCAGAGCCUGAGGGAGAGGGCUGGGAGGGAGGCGACACUCACCCAGUUCCCCAGCCUUGACAUCCAGCACAGAUUUGUCGGUAUCUGCGCGAACAAAGGUAACCUGGUGUUCACGGACACACCUGUGGAGGCGCCAGACUACAACAUGAGCAGGAGCACCUGCAGCUUUACAUACCAGCGUCCCAUGCAGCACCCCAUGUACAAGACUAGCAACGGUCAGUACGGCAGGAAACCCUGGCUGUCCAACACACCCAUCGUCUUCUUCCCACGUGACCAGGAGUUCUCCACCCGGCAGGCGGUGGGCGGGGUCUACGAGGACACCCACCUGACCACAGAGAUGGACAAGAAGAUCAUUGAUGACGUCACCCACAAGUCGCAGUAGCUAUGACGUCAGAGGGAAAAACGGGUGUGAGGGUGGUAGAUUAUAUACAAUGUUUUUAUACAUUUGAGUUUUAUAUUAUAUUAUUUGAUAAAAGAUAAUUUAGCUGAUGUUUUCAGUGAAUUUG
Physella acuta is the source of this 665-nucleotide messenger RNA. RefSeq lists its product as uncharacterized. The record is from RefSeq and is a predicted model, not a curated record. Gene Ontology annotation, cellular component: axonemal microtubule. Gene Ontology annotation, biological process: axoneme assembly. NCBI's taxonomy places the organism in Eukaryota, Metazoa, Mollusca, Gastropoda, Physidae.